UGAGAGACUGACAAGUGACAGCAGAUCGUUUAUGCUUUAGCUGUUUAUUUCUUUCAUUCUUUGUUUCUUUUUAAGAAGACGUCAAAAUGAAGAUCGGCCUUUGCGCUUACAGCGGUUACAAGAUAUAUCCUGGCCAUGGCAAAACCAUGGUUAAGGUUGAUGGAAAGACCUUUACAUUCUUGAACUCAAAAUGUGAGGCUGCUCAUCUAAUGAGGAGAAAUCCUCGUAAAGUAACAUGGACGGUGCUAUACAGACGAAAGUUUAAGAAAGGUCAAGAAGAAGAACAAACUAAAAAGCGUACUAGAAGAACCCAAAAGUACCAAAGGGCUAUUGUUGGUGCUUCAUUGAGUGACAUCAUGGCCAAACGUAACAUGAAACCUGAAGUAAGGAAAGCCCAGAGAGAGCAGGCAAUCAAAGCUGCAAAGGAGGCCAAAAAAUCCACUAAAGCUGCAAAGAAGACCACUGCACCUCCUACCAAAGCUAAGGCUCCUCCUAAAGCUAAGGCUGCAAAGGUUACACAGAAACCAACCACCCGUAUAGGUGGAAAACGAUAAUCAUUAAAAGGUUAAGAAAUUA
Molecule: messenger RNA, 576 nt
Organism: Leptidea sinapis
Lineage: Eukaryota; Metazoa; Arthropoda; Insecta; Lepidoptera; Pieridae
Gene: RpL24
Product: 60S ribosomal protein L24
Exons: 5
Coding region: 87-554 (155 amino acids)
Biological process (GO): cytoplasmic translation
Cellular component (GO): cytosolic large ribosomal subunit
Molecular function (GO): structural constituent of ribosome; mRNA binding
Source: RefSeq, a predicted model, not a curated record